Arachis ipaensis is the source of this 875-nucleotide messenger RNA. Its product is annotated as ER membrane protein, putative (DUF962). Lineage: Eukaryota; Viridiplantae; Streptophyta; Magnoliopsida; Fabales; Fabaceae. Gene Ontology annotation, cellular component: endoplasmic reticulum. The record is from RefSeq and is a predicted model, not a curated record. Gene Ontology annotation, biological process: sphingoid catabolic process.
UAUCUACUUAUCUGGAACCCGGCCCGGUGAGUGAGUUGACAUAGAGCUAUAAAGAAUAUUGGGCGGAGUUGGAAGAGUUUUGAAGCAACUCGCAAGUGGCGAUGGCAAUGAUAGAUCUGGAGAAACACUUCGCCUUCUAUGGAGCAUACCACAGCAACCCCGUUAACAUCUUCAUUCACAUGCUCUUCGUCUGGCCCAUCCUAUUCACCGCUCAAAUACUCCUCUAUUUCACUCCAUCCCUCUUCUCCUUCUCCUUCUCCUUCUUCCCUCCCCCUCUCCUCCUCAACUACGGCUUCCUCUUCACCGCCAUCUACGCCCUCUUCUACGCCUCCCUCGACCUCAAAGCUGGCUCUCUCGCCGCCCUCCUCACUUUCCUCUGCUGGUUCGCUUCCUCUUUCCUCGCCAACCACCUCGGAUUCUCCCUCGCCUGGAAGAUUGUGUUGGCUUCUCAGAUAUUCUGUUGGACUGGACAGUUUAUUGGUCACGGCGUCUUUGAGAAACGUGCUCCAGCCCUCUUCGAUAACCUUGUUCAAGCUUUCCUAAUGGCCCCAUUCUUUGUCCUCUUUGAGGCUCUCCAAUUAUCUGUCGGAUAUGAACCAUACCCAGGGUUCCAAGCAAAGGUGAAGGCAAAGAUUGAAGCCGAACGCAAGCAAUGGCAAGACAAGAAACAAAAGAAACUUUCUUAGCUUCAAUAUCUGUGUCUGUGUUUGUGGUUGUUGUACAUCAUAUUCCCUCUGCAAAUAAUGGAUUUGUAUUAUACAGACAUGCAUUGAAAAACAAAUUACUACACAUGAAUCUAUCUAUUUUACUCCUCAAAGUCCAUGUUAAUCAAUCAUAAUGAAACUGUUAAAUGUGUUUCAAUCACAUUUGCGUCA